AUGGUUGCUUUGAAUGUUGGUUCCAUGCCUGGCCCAGCCCCACCUCAAUUUCCAGGACAUUCCCUUCCCAGCUCUAGCCUGAAGGGUUGGGGACCAAGAUCGCAGGAGGCCCACCCAUGGCUGCGUCCACUGGUAUGGUCACCUUGCCCCUUCUGUGACCAGAACAGGGCCUGGACCACUUCAGCCUGGGCUGGGGACAGCAUGGGACAGAGGGGACAGCGUGGGACAGAGGGGACAGCGUGGGACAGAGGGGACAGCGUGGGACAGAGGCAUGCGCCCCAGGAGACCCAGGCUCUGGCAGAGCCACAGUACCGACCCGCUCUGCAUGUCCCUGCAGCCUUUGGGGAAGGAAAGAAGCAGAGAGGGCAGGGAGAAGCAUGGAGCGGUGUGCAGGGCUCUGGAUGA
Molecule: messenger RNA, 405 nt
Organism: Rangifer tarandus platyrhynchus (Svalbard reindeer)
Lineage: Eukaryota; Metazoa; Chordata; Mammalia; Artiodactyla; Cervidae
Source: the annotation of a GenBank genome assembly